UCGAGUUUGAUUCCGACUCGAGAUUGCAUCCUUCGUCCGCAACGACGCGAUCGAUCGACUUACGGCGGAGUGUUUGUCCGACUUACGAUUAGGCGAUCCGGGCCAGUGCCCGAAAGUUGUCGCCGCGUGUCACGAAUCAACCCGACAAAUUUGCACCGUCGUUUACCGCCAGUCACGAGCAAGUCGCGACGGGGAUCAUGACAGAACGUGAGAACGAGGAACUGGCACCUUCGGAACUGGGCACUCUCGACUUCUGGGAGAACGCGUACGCGCAGGAGCUCGACAACUUCCGCGAUCACGGCGACGUGGGCGAGAUAUGGUUCGGCGCGGGCAAUUCGCGCAAAGUCACACGGUGGAUUGCCACGAAGUUGGAUUUGAAUAAAGAGAACGAUAAGGUAAUCGACGUGGGAUGUGGUAACGCGAUGACUUUAGUGGAACUUGCAAACGAAGGAUUCGCGAACUUGACAGGGGUCGAUUAUUCACAGAAAGCGGUGGAUCUGGCCCGCAUGGUGCUGAAUGAUAACAACUUGUCAAAUGUGAAAUUAGAAGUCUGCGAUAUUCUCAACAGUACGCUGCCGCAUGACUUCAAAGUUGUUCACGAUAAAGGCACUUACGAUGCUAUUAGUUUAAACCCAGACAAUCCGACGACGAAGAGACAGAAAUACAUAGAAAACGUAUACCGCCUUCUUUCGCCAGGAGGAUAUCUGGUUUUGACUUCUUGCAACUGGACGAAGGAAGAAUUGCUGAGGCACUUUACAAAUCAUUUUGAACUCGAAAGUCAACUACCAACAGACACGUUCCAAUUUGGCGGACAGACGGGAAACACGGUAACACAAUUGGUGUUUAAGAAGAAAUGAUUGAUCAUGAUGUACUU
Dinoponera quadriceps is the source of this 874-nucleotide messenger RNA. Its product is annotated as protein-lysine N-methyltransferase mettl10. NCBI's taxonomy places the organism in Eukaryota, Metazoa, Arthropoda, Insecta, Hymenoptera, Formicidae. Gene Ontology annotation, biological process: peptidyl-lysine dimethylation; peptidyl-lysine monomethylation. Bases 198 to 857 code for a protein of 219 amino acids. The record is from RefSeq and is a predicted model, not a curated record. Gene Ontology annotation, molecular function: protein-lysine N-methyltransferase activity. Gene Ontology annotation, cellular component: cytoplasm. The transcript is spliced from 4 exons.